Messenger RNA from Cucumis sativus (cucumber), 985 nucleotides. Its product is annotated as glutathione S-transferase 3. The record is from RefSeq and is a predicted model, not a curated record. Gene Ontology annotation, cellular component: cytoplasm. Gene Ontology annotation, biological process: glutathione metabolic process. The coding region runs from base 1 to 675 and encodes 224 amino acids. Gene Ontology annotation, molecular function: glutathione transferase activity. The transcript has 2 exons. Lineage: Eukaryota; Viridiplantae; Streptophyta; Magnoliopsida; Cucurbitales; Cucurbitaceae.
AUGUCAAAAGAGGAAGUUAUAAUUUUGGAUUGUUCGCUCAGCCCAUUUUGCAAUAGGGUUAAGAUUGCUUUGAAUGAGAAGGGAGUGAGUUAUGAGAGUAAGGAAGAGGAUUUGUUUGGUUUCAAAGGUGGGAAAAGUGAGUUGUUGCUCAAAUCUAACCCUAUUUAUAAGAAAGUGCCUGUUCUCUUGCAUAAUGGUAAGCCAUUGAAUGAAAGCUCCAUUAUUGUUAGCUAUAUUGAUGAGACAUGGCCUUCUUCUUCCCCACUUCUUCCUUCGUUGCCCUACGAAAGAGCUCAAGCUCGGUUCUGGAUUGACUACAUCGACAAAAAGGUAUUUGAUGUGGGUUCGAAGAUUUGGAAGAGCAAUGGAGAAGAGCAAGAAGAAGCCAAGAAACAGUUGAUAGAGAUUUUGAAGCAAUUGGAGGAAGCUUUAGGGGACAAAGAUUUCUUUGGAGGUGAAAAGUUUGGGAUUGUGGAUGUGAUUUUAAUUCCAUUCACAAGUUGGUUCUAUACUUAUGAGAAAGUUGGGAACUUCAAAGUGGAAGAAUGUUGCCCUAAAUUCUCAGCUUGGGAAAAGAGGUGUUUGCAAAAGGACACUGUUGCAAGUGUUCUUCCUUGCCCUGAGAAGAUUUAUAACUUUAUAACCUCCAUGAGAAAGAACCUUGGACUUGAAUAGAGAAGCACACACAUAUAUAUGUAGUAUGUAUCAUGGUAUGUGUGCUUCUCAUAUUCAAUGACAAAUUUGGCUCUGUUUUAGGGCAUAAGAUAUGAUUGUUGUUUUCAAUUUCUAUGUUUUGUUUUUUUAGUGUUAUCUUAAUUUUGUGUCGAAGAAAGUGGUAGUGGGCUUUCAAGAAUUUGAGAUUGUGAAGCUUAUGAUUGUGAGUUGGGUGUGCUUUUGAAUAUUUAAUAGUUGGAUGAAUUGAAAUUGUGUGUGUGUGUUUUUUUUAAAUAUUUGUUCUUAGUAAUUUAACUGCGAUUAUAUCUAA